AUGCGAGGGAUUUUGCUCCUCAACUACAUAGCCGUCGUUGCUUUGGCAUCUGACCCCGAAAGCCACAGCCUGGCCAUCGGUCAAGAUGUUUCCCAACUUACCAACCGAGCCUUGCCCAACGCCCCGGAUGGUUAUGCCCCAGUCGAAGUCAAUUGUCCAUCCCCCCGACCGAGCGUGCGCAGUGCGGCGAAUCUCUCCUCGAGUGAGCACGAUUGGCUCAAGUUGCGACAAAAAGCGACCCAGCGCGCGAUGAAGGACUUCUUCGGCCAAGUCCAUAUUGGAGACUUUGAUGUUGUGAAAUAUCUAGACAGUCUGUCGGACAAGCCAUCCAGUCUGCCCAACGUUGGUAUUGCAGUGUCGGGCGGUGGGUAUCGUGCUUUGAUGAACGGGGCUGGUGCCCUGAAAGCAUUUGAUAGUCGCACCGGCAACUCCACAGCAUCGGGUCAUCUUGGGGGUCUGCUCCAGUCGGCCACAUACCUUACGGGUCUCAGUGGUGGUGGAUGGCUUCUGGGUUCACUUUACAUGAACAACUUCACCUCGGUGUCUUCACUGCAGACUGAAACCCUUGGUGAUCCAUGGCAGUUCUCCAACUCCAUUCUGAAAGGACCAGACGACGGUGGCUCUCUUUUGGCGUCUGCCGUGAAGUACUAUGGGCAGAUUCAAGAGGCUGUGUCCGAAAAGGGGAACGCUGGCUUCCCGGUCACUUUCACCGAUAUCUGGGGGCGAAUGUUGUCCUACCAACUCAUUCACGCUUCCGAAGGAGGAAUAAACUACACUUGGAGCUCGAUUGCAGCGACGGAAAACUUCAAGCGAGCCGAGAUGCCGCUGCCCAUCCUCGUCGCCGACGGUCGCAACCCAGGCGAGCACGUUGUUGGAGGCAACGCAACAGUAUACGAGUUCAACCCGUGGGAAUUUGGCUCCUUUGACCCUACUAUUUUCGGGUUUGCGCCGUUGGAAUACUUGGGAUCGAAGUUUGAAAAGGGCGUCGUACCGUCCAACGCGAAGUGUAUUCGCGGCUAUGACAGUGCAGGUUUCGUGAUGGGCACAUCAUCCAGCUUGUUCAAUCAGUUCUUACUGAGAAUAAACUCAACCGAUCUCGGAGAGACUGCCAAAAACAUCAUUCGUGAUGUUCUGGGUAAUUUUGACGAGGAAGCAUUCGACAUCGCUAACUAUACGAACCCAUUCUACCACGCAUCGACCGGGUCAUAUCUCACGGAAUCCCCAUACCUCGCCAUCGUCGACGGUGGAGAAGACUUGCAAAACAUUCCCCUCCAUCCUCUCAUUCAACCGGAAAGAAAGGUCGACGUCAUCUUCGCUGUUGACUCCUCUGCCGAUACCAACAACUGGCCCGAUGGCACUUCCCUCGUCGCGACAUACGAACGCAGCCUUGAGGGGAGGAUAAACAAUGACACUGGAUUCCCAUCUAUCCCAGACCGAAACACCUUCCUGAACCUCGGCCUCAACAACCAUCCGACUUUCUUCGGCUGUAACACCUCUAAUCUGACCGGGACUCAGUCAAACUCUCCUCUUGUCGUGUACAUCCCCAAUUCGCCUUACGUGACACACUCCAACGUUUCGACCUUUACAAUGAGCUACAACAGUACAGAGCGGGAUGCGAUCAUCCUCAACGGUUAUAAUGUCGCCACUAUGGGCAACGGAAGUCGAGACUCCGAGUGGUCAACUUGCGUCGGCUGUGCCGUGCUGGGUCGCUCACUUGGUCGUACCAACACUACCGUGCCAGCGGCAUGCACCCGGUGCUUUGAGCGAUAUUGUUGGAACGGAACUGUGGAUGCUCGCACACCUGCCACAUACGAUCCGAAACUAGUUCUUGCCGAAGUCAGUGUGACUAGCAAGGCGAGUCUGGUCGUCGCAUCUCUCGGAUGGAGUUUCAUGGCCCUCAUGUUCACAUUCUUAGUUGUCUAA
Messenger RNA from Penicillium olsonii, 1923 nucleotides. Lineage: Eukaryota; Fungi; Ascomycota; Eurotiomycetes; Eurotiales; Aspergillaceae. The record is from the annotation of a GenBank genome assembly.